Molecule: messenger RNA, 753 nt
Organism: Corylus avellana
Lineage: Eukaryota; Viridiplantae; Streptophyta; Magnoliopsida; Fagales; Betulaceae
Source: RefSeq, a predicted model, not a curated record
AUGGAAAACAUCAUGACGUGCCCCCCAACUCGUGAUUCCAUUGCAAAAGAAGUUGAGAAAUGCGAAGAGUCGGUGAUUGACAUUCCUCCGGAAUGGCCAGAAUGCUGUAUCUACAGGAUUCCCAAGCAACUGCGCAUGGUAAAAGUAGAAGCCUACACCCCUAAGCUAGUCUCAAUAGGACCCUUUCAUCACAGGGCAGCUGAAUUGAAGGACAUGGAAAAGCACAAACAGAGAUAUUUGAAGCAUUUCUUAACACGGGCCUGGAAGAGUGAGGAGGAUCUUCUAAAGUUCAUCAAAGACAGGGAAGUAAAAAUCCGUCAUUCCUAUUCAGAAGACUGUGAACUCGAAAGUGGUAAUUUUGUGCAAAUGAUUCUAUUGGAUGCCAUCUUUAUAAUUGAGCUCUUUUUAAAGGUUACAGACAAUGAUGAGAAAGAGGCUAAGAGGAAAGAAGAAGAAGAUUGUAAAAAAGAAAGUGAUUACAUAUUAAGUAAACCAUGGCUAAAAGAAGGCAUACUACAUGAUUUGAUAUUACUUGAGAAUCAACUUCCUUUCUUUGUUCUUGAGGAAUUAUAUAUGUUCGCCUUGGGUGAAGUAGAAGGCCAACAAAUUAAGGAACACAAGCUGGAGGACCUGAAGAAAGAGGAUUCUCCAUUAUUUGUCAAGCUUUCUCGCAAUUGCUUUGGAUGCCUCAGCCAUCACCAAGAAGGCCAACAAAUUAAGGAACACAAAGAGGAUACUCCAUUUGUCGAGUGA